This is a messenger RNA of Capsaspora owczarzaki ATCC 30864, 2780 nucleotides long. RefSeq lists its product as hypothetical. The record is from RefSeq and is a predicted model, not a curated record. Lineage: Eukaryota; Filasterea; Ministeriida; Capsasporidae. Bases 8 to 2659 code for a protein of 883 amino acids. The transcript has a single exon.
AGCGGAGAUGAGACGUGCGCCUGGCUACUCGUCCUCACACCGAGACAGCGACGACCACCACGACAGCUACGCAUCCGGCGACCUUUCUGCAAAGCGACUUGCAGGCUCCUUCGGCUCGGCUGGACGGGCGGCCGCCACCGAAGCGCGGAUUGGCCAGAUGCAGUCAAUGCUAAACCAGCUCAGCGGCAGUGGUCGAUCUGGCGCAUCCUCAUCCUCAUCCUCAUCCUCAUCCUCAUCAUCAUCCUUGCGUCAUGGUAAAGGGUUUUCAUCGGCAAUGGAGGACCAGGCGCCAUCGUCCGGCUCUGGCGCGUUCGCUCGCGCGCAGUCCAUUGUAGCGCGCGCGUCAUCCUCCAAGUCCUCCACAUCAUCUAGCUGGUCCAAACGCAGCGACCGUCAUGAUUAUGAUAACGACAGUUAUGAUGACGCUGCAGGCGUUGGAGAUGGUGAUCCAUCCAGCGGUGCAUCGUCCUCCCGGCGCUCUAUCUUUGGUGCGAGCACGCGACCGGCUCGCUGGGGUCGUGGCGGCUCAGACGAUGACGAUGACCAUCACGAUCAUGACCGCAAAGCGUUCGUGCCGGGCACUGCUUCAUCUCGAAGUCGAGCCGAAUCGCGACCGUCGUCCUUCCCGGCGGCUGCGCGCGAGCGAAGGCACCGUGCUGCAGAGGCUGCCAACCCAACAACCGGCUUUUGGAGCAUGUUUCCGAACGUGAGCAAGCGAGACCGAAUUCUCAUCAUGAUUGCCCUCGCCAUGUUGCUGGGACGACUGGUGCACUUUAUCAUUCUCUUGCCGAUCGUGCGAACGCCAGAGCUCGUCCCAGAGUACAAUCUUGUCACUCUGCGCGAGUGGGAUCGAUCGUCCAGCGCUGCUCCACACGAGUACCAAACCAAGAGGCGGGUUCGCUUUGCCUCGCCUUCUGCUGCGUUGUCCGCCAUGACUGGGAGACAUCCCCGUGAUGUCGAAGCACUAGCAGCCUUGGUUUGGAACGCGACCAUCUUCAUGACAGAUCGGCCUCAUCCCAUCGUCAUUCGCGAGUCCGGCACCAAUCAAUGGGCGGCGUUGGAUACAUGGUCGGUUGACUCCAUCGUCCACGACCGAAACGACAUGCUUGACGCCGUGUGUAGUGCCACCAAUCCGCGUGUGCCCGUGCCCUCUUUCAACCCUCCUGCAAUCCACUCGGAACGACUCACAGCCGCCGCUGUCCGACAAGCGUUUGCGACGGCACGGUCGUCUUCCUUUGCCCCUCUGGCGUUGCAAGCGUCCUUUUCCGACAAGGUGCCGCGCAAAGCACUCUUGCCGCAGAAGGCCGGACCCGACGCGCACAAUCAGUACAGCGACUCUCACCAAGCCGCACCCUCCAGCGGCGAAUCAAAGUACUGCAUCGUGCAAGGGUCUCCUGAAACAGUUUUCGGUCGGGAGCGAGCUGCUGACAUUUACUUGGGCGAUCUUGUCCCGCCCGAGAACAACGCUCGUGUUGUCGCCCUUCCCACGGUCUCUGUCAUUCCACACGGCGUCGCCCUGCCUGGACAGGUUGCAUUCGACCCCACCUUCCACGUUCAAAUCCAGGGCUACAGCGUUGCCACUAUUUAUGCAGGGGCGCAGCUGGCCGCCGCGCAUCCAGUCUCUUUCCUGCAUCCGAAUUACGGCUCGGUACAAGUGCCACUUGGCCCUGAGCUUUCGGGACCAAUGCUCCAACCGGAAGGAGAGGCAUCUUCCUCCGAGCACUCAGGGCCCGUUGGGCUACCGCCCUACCCAGCCGAAAAAGUCUCCGGUGCCGUCUUCCCGACAGCCGAGGCGCUUCGGCAAACCCAGGUCUACCUGGCACCAGGAGAUGUUGUGUUUGUUCCUGCGCAUUGGAUCUAUACCAUCACUCCGGCCCCAUCCCCGAGCUUGCGCACGCAUGCAUCGUCCAAACAAGAAGCGCCCUCCAACGGUUACAGCGACCCAGCGACCUACAGCUCAGCCACCACCUCAAUUGUACUCAGCGUCGGGCUGCAUUCACCGCAACAUGACCGAACUCUGAAGGCCAUCUACGCCCCCGACGAUCUUCCGCUUGGCAACAUUACCAAUGCACUCUUUUCGCCGCACAUUCCCGCAGAAUCGUUCACUUCCAAAGACCGCCUCACUCUCGAGAGCCUACAAAACCCAGUCUUCAGCUGGCGAGGCGUACUGGAAGUAGAGUUUUUCUUGGAUCAAGUGUAUCGCGCAGUCACCACCCGUCCGCAACUCGCCAACCCCAUCACAAGUGCCCUGGCCAAGUCGCGAUACGCGCCAGGAGCCCAUUUCUACCAAGCCAUGGCGGGUCACCCCAUCGCCUCCAUCAAGCGUCAGUGUGCGAUAUUCUCCCAUUUUAUGCGCCUGCCGGAGGACAAGAAGACCACUCUGCGCCGUGACUUGCAGCGCGCCCACUCCCGAAAGUACACAAACAUGGAUGACAUGGCGACAUCCGCUUCGCUAGAUCUGUCGGAGCCGUUUUCACUCGACAUUGUGACAAAACGUCGUCUCAUUGAUGCCGCGAGCGUCUACGGCGACGCCCUCUCCGAGCUGCCGGGUCCUAUGCUCCAGCUGCACUUGCACAACUUUUUCGAGCAUGUGCUGGCGCGCGCUGUUGGUGCGGAGAAUGUCGGCGUUGUCCUGCUGUGGUGCCUCAGCCGGUCUUAGGGCAGAGGGUCUGCCACAAAUGUUGGGGUUUUGUCAAAGCACACAAACGCACAUGAAUCAUAUUGUCACAAAUAAGAGCGAUAACAAGCAUAAAAAAUCAAAAAUCGAUAAUAAGACAUGG